AUGGUCGCCGUGAGCGACGCGCGCGGUGGAGCGGACUCGCUCGUCCUGGACAACAUCGUCCAUCACGCGUCGCCCGAGCUCAUGAACGUGAUGAGGGCCAAGUACGACCCCACGCGGUCCAACUACCUGCGCCACGCGGAUGAGCUGGCGCAGUUCGCGCAGUUGAUCGAGCACGGUAGUGGCGCGGAAGCAGCAACCCCCACGCCGGCAAAGCAUUACGACUACGGCGGAGGGAGCAACAGAUCGCAAUCCACGCCGAGCAAAAAUCCCGCGCGCUUGGGGAAGUGGAGCCGUGGCAAGAAGACGAGCGAGUUCGUGCUCGCGAUAGGCGACGCCGACAAGAGCGAUCAAAGAGGCUGUAUCCUCGGCAGUGGUGCUAGCCGCCACCUUGUGAGUGACGAGCAACAGCUGGUCGAUUCGAGAGAGUGCAACAAAGGGAUUGCCAUGGCGGACGGCGUGCCGCUCCAGCUGACGAGAUGUAGCAGCGUGCGACUGAACGUCAUCGAGAACGGCGCAGCGGCGACCGUGACGCAUACCAACGUCUACCUGGCGCCGAGACUGGCAAAGAAUAUCGUAUCCUACGGGAAACUCUAG
Peronospora matthiolae is the source of this 594-nucleotide messenger RNA. The record is from the annotation of a GenBank genome assembly. NCBI's taxonomy places the organism in Eukaryota, Oomycota, Peronosporomycetes, Peronosporales, Peronosporaceae.